AUGACGCAGCGUCCGAUCAUCUUUGAUCUUACCAAUGACGAUCUGAUCGACACUGUUGAGAUGGAUGACACCGAGAACACGAUGGCGCACACUCAGCCUCCAAAGGCAAACAUUCACAGCUUGACCAAAGAAGCCCUCAAAGAUUUCCGAGAUCAAGUGGAAGCUGCGACAAAGCAGACGACUGGCGUCCGUCUGAUAUUCCUCGCCAGUGAAGUCGUCCGGCUCGCCGGCAAAAAGAAGAAGUCGAAUGUGUAUGAGUACUGGCUACAGGGCGAGAAACUCGAGACACAUUUCUACCAGGAUCAAGCCCAUGAUAGCAAGGGCCGUCGAGGCGGAAUACUUGUAGCCAUGGGAUCGCGUUUACCACAGCCUGUGCUUCUGGCAAAAUCGCCCAAGGAGGGCCAGUCACCGGGAUUCAAGAAGGGAACAUAUCGACCAUGGAAAGACAAUGCCUAUAUGGCAUCCGAGUUCGAUGUAGUCAAGAGGCCUGCGCCUGAUCCCGACUCUCAGAGCGACAGGCCGAUCGAUCAAGACACGAACGGUGUCAGCAGCCCAGCUCCAUCUGUCGCUAUCAACAACGAUCCUUACCAGAUCCCGCAGCGACAUCGAGACAGUAACAGCUACGAUCAAACUGUUGUGGACGGCACGACCAAGCAUGGAAAUCGGCCCUCGUCCGGCACAUCUUCGAAGAGAGUUGGAAGUGAGGAUACACAAGCGUCAAGAGCUCACAGUUCUCGAACCAAACCCAAGACCGAGCAUACUGAUGACAACAGUACAAUGCGAGAGGUGCCGCUUUCGACGGGGCUACAAGUCUCGCGCUUGGCCGAAUCGCGCGCGAAUUCAUCACAGCAUUCAGUCCCAGCCACAGGCGACUCACCUCAGAUGCAGUACGGGUUCGUGGCUCAACCGCGACGGCGUAUGUAUUCCACGUACGAUCCUAUCCCGGGGCCCAUCAGAUUUGAGGAACAUUAUCAAACUGCCGCUCGACCAUCAAAGAAAGCUAGACAUUCCGCACUAGAUGAUUCCGAAGAUGGCGAAGAAGAUGUCGGCGAGAUUCCACUCGACGAUAAGGACUUGUCUGCGAGGACCAGUGCUACACCUGAGUGGACUUUGACGGAGACAGCUCGAGCUUUUCCCGAUGGCCGAUCCAACAUGUCGGUUGUGAAGGCCUCGGUUGUCACUGCCGAUCAGCAGCCUCUCGCUUCCCAGCCGACUGUCCCGACCACAAGAUCCAUCCCGCGCACUCAGUCCAGCCCGCUCAGUCAAUCGACUCUGCCCACUCAGUGCAUCCCGCUCAGUCAAUCGACUCUGCCCACUCAGUCCAUCCCGCCCAGUCAAUCCGUCUUGCAAGCUCGAUCUGCCCCGCCCAGUCAGCUUGUUCUGUCCACUCAGUCCGUCGCUUCCGACGCAGCCAACAUCAAUGUUGAGUUGAAGAUGCGGGCUGACGAGAUCCGUGAAGUGAAAUGGCAUACUCUAUGCGACCCUGGCUUCCAGUACUUCCUCGAACGUCAGCUAGAGUCCGACGGCGGUCACCUGGUCACUGAAACCACGGUCGUACGUCAGCUGAACCUCGAUAAUUCCCCCACUACCUACUCGGCAACCGAAACCGUGGUCGCAUAUCUAGAGCAGAACAACGGUUCUGUUGCGGAGUCGAUGGACCUGCUGAGGAAGGCGAUUGCUGGCUGCGACUCGAUUCUGACAGACGGUAGUGGCAGGACAGUGCGUAAGCUCACGGUGCGACUGAAGCCUCGGUCGGCGUGA
This is a messenger RNA of Cyphellophora attinorum, 1761 nucleotides long. RefSeq lists its product as uncharacterized. Bases 1 to 1761 code for a protein of 586 amino acids. The transcript has 2 exons. NCBI's taxonomy places the organism in Eukaryota, Fungi, Ascomycota, Eurotiomycetes, Chaetothyriales, Cyphellophoraceae. The record is from RefSeq and is a predicted model, not a curated record.